UUUGAACGCAGCAAUUAUUCAAUUUUUCGGUGGUUAUACUCAAUAAAAAACAGUCAAUCAAUACAAUAACUCUAUAAGGGCACUUCUUCAACUGGUGGUUUGAUUCUUUGUACAGUAAGAAGCAUAUUCAUUCGUCAUUAUUUGCAUAACCAUUCUCCAAAUUGAAAACUGCUGUAAUUCAUAUGGUUUAUUUAUCUUUCCAGUCAAACCUACAAAAGAAAAACAGCAUAUGGUUUAACAUCAUUUAUUACAAAUACCAUCUUUAGCUUGCUAUGCUUUUUAAACAAAAAAAGAACAUUGAUAUUUUAUUGUCUUCCUAAAUAUUUGUCCUCACAGACGCGAACAGUUUUUGAGUCACGUUUUUAUAAUUAAAUAAACAAAAAAAAACAUUCUGGUCUCCGAAAAAUGACUGUGACUGUUUUGCCCCCGUUUACUCUUACUCGGGAACAAUGGGACGACUUGAACCAGAAUCUGGACGACUUGAACCAGAAUCUGAACGAUUUCUUCCUAAUCGUCAUCUCAAUGCUCAUUUUCUUCAUGCAAGCCGGUUUCGCGUUUUUGGAAAUGGGAGCGGUGCGAUCCAAAAACACGACUAACAUUCUCAUGAAAAACAUUUUGGACUCGGCUAUAGGAAGUGUCAUUUACUGGAUAUGUGGCUAUGCUUUCGCUUUUGGAGCCAAAUCUAACGCGUUCAUCGGUUACAAAAACUUCUGCCUUCAUGAUUUGGAUCCAAAUAAAUAUUCUCAUUAUUUUUUCCACUUCGUGUUUGCAGCCACCGCCGCCACAAUUGUUUCCGGAGCGAUGGCCGAACGCACAAAAUUCGUUGCGUAUUUCUUGUACAGUUUCGCGAUCACUGGCUUCGUGUACCCAGUUGUCAGUCAUUGGGCUUGGGAUUCCAAAGGCUGGCUGGCGGCGGAGUGCUGGUGGGAAGAAAUAUCCUAUAAAGAUUUCGCGGGAAGCGGUGUCGUGCAUAUGGUCGGAGGUGCCGCAGGACUUGUGGGAACUCUUGCUCUCGGACCCCGAAUUGACCAGUAUCAACAAGGGAAACACCAACGAGUCAAAGGUCACACAGUUCCUAUGAUGUCAUUGGGAGGAUUCAUUCUGUUCUUUGGUUUUUUCGCGUUUAAUGGAGGAUCACAAGCCCAAAUAACAGCGGCUGGGGAUGGAAGUGUGGUGGCUGGAAUAUUGAAAAACACCAUUCUUUCUGGUUCCAGCGGCGGCCUGACCGUCGUGCUCAUUUAUUUCAUCGUCAACAGAAAAUUCACUCUUCUAGGUUGCAUUAAUGGAAUGUUAACGGGAAUGGUAGCCAUCUGCGCUGGAUGUGACGUCAUUCCAGGAUGGGGAUCCAUCGUGACCGGAAUCUGCGGAGGAGUUGUAUUUGUGACGUACAGUGAAGUUUUGUUCAAACUGGGUGUUGAUGAUCCUCUAGACGCAGUUGCUGUUCACUUCGGAGGUGGCUCACUUGGCCUAAUAGCGGUUUGCUUUUUGGCAAAAGAUGUUGGAAUUCUGUAUGCGUGGGACGAGAAUUCUUUUAAACUUCUACUUUGGAACUUCAUAGGUGGUCUGGCUAUAACCGCUUGGACAGUUGCUCUAACUGCACCCCUGUUUUUCACGCUCAAAUUCACAGGAUUACUGCGAGUUUCGGAAAAAACUGAAACAUUCGGUCUCGAUUUGAAGGAACACGGCGAGUUGGCCUACCCCGCCGAUGCCUACUUCACUCAACAACUACACAAAGCUCUUCGGUUCCACGGUAACUCUGCUGUCACAGGUGAGUUUGUCAUGACCGAACUUCCUAACGACGGCGAGGAGCCAAACGCGACACCAGGCCAAAGAGCUGACAUGUACCGCAAUAGCCAAGUCAACCAGGCAGUCGUCAAUGACGAGGAAAAGGGUCCUCAGGCACAGCCCACAGACGAGGAUGUAAGCAUUACUCGAUUCAGAUACAGAAACGACGAGCGGUACCUUUAAAGCCGCAGAACUGUACAUAUUUAGGGCAAAUAAGUUAAAUAACUUUGUUAUUGUUACUACAUUCGACAGACCUUUUUUGAUCUUUGAAGUCCUUGAAUCAAAAGCAGCUGCUAUGAACAAAGCUAUUUUUAUGGCAAUUGUUAUGGUGAGCAACAAUAAAAACAAAUAAAAACAGAUAUAGAACAAAUUCUCCUACUGGUGUAAAAAAUUUCUCAUAUCACCAGCUUUUGAACCUAGGUUUAAGUUAUCAUCUUUCUUGCUAAUUGUUCCGACUUUCGAAGAUAACAGAAUAUUUCUGCUCGGUGUGAUUUUUUGUUAUUCAGUCAAUUUCCACCGAUCGAAAUAACACAGAAAUUUUUUAUACCCCUUUGAAGAUAUCGACUUCCUGAGUUCAAUUGUGAAAAGAUAUUUCACCUUGGAUUAUUUUUUUUUAGUUCUGGGGAUUUAAAAAUUGCCAACUUUGCCAUAUUCUGGAUUAAAUUAUGCGCGCUUUGAAGAGUUUAUUCAUAAUGCUGAGAGCUUAACGCGAAUUACAAUGCUCAUUUAAAUUAUCACAAAACUUGAAUUUUCAAACGCGUUUUUCUCAAUUUGGGUUAUGAUUAGACACAAAGUGAAGAGAACAAAAGUUGCUUGUAAUUUCAUCAGAACUAAUAUGGUGCAAUCGCUGAAAUUCUCAACCAAAAUUUUAGACGAAAAAUGGGUAAUUUUGGCUUUUUUCAAGUAAUCAAGAAUUGCACUGAAACUAGUUUGUUAAUUGAUGAGAAAUAUAUAUCACAAGAAGCCUCUUACACAGCCCAACGAAGUUCUAGAAGGGUUAAAUUUCCAAAAUUCUGUAGAAGAGAAAAUAUUUUUGCUUGAUAGUCAAAAAAUGUGAUUUUUACUAUAUAAAACCCAAAAUAAUUGCUUAGAAACAAAAUUUUAACAAAUUACUCAAAAUUUUGAAGAUUUAUCCCUUCUAGAACUUUGUUGGACUAUGUAAGAGGCUUCGUGUGAUAUAUAUUUCUCAUCAAUUAACAAAUUAGUUUCAGCGUAAUUCUUGAUCAAUUGAAAAAACCAAAAUGACCUAUUUUUAGGGUAAAAUGUUGGUUAAGAAUUUCGGAGAAAAAAUUGCACCUUAUUAAUUCUUAUGAAAUUCUAAGCAACUUUUGUUUUCUUCACUUUUUGUUUAAUCUUAACCAAGUUGAGAAAUACGCGUUUGAAAAUUCAAGUUUUGUUCGUUUUGUCAUGAUAAUUUAAAUCAGCACUGUAUUAAUGCGAGGCGAAUUAUCCCGCACACCAAAAUCGUUCCAAAUUGAAUUGUGGCUAGCUAAUUGGUCGUAUUAAUUUUCAACGACUCAAAAUUUUACACUUUGAUAUUGUCCAAAAUGUACAGGUUUUCAAGAUUUUCUUUUCCCAAAAACUAUUCGAUAUGAAUUAAGGGACAGUCGCAACAUUCAGGGCUUUGCCUGAUAUACGAGCAGUCUUGUUCUUUACUAUGAGCAAGUAAUUUUUUGCAAAUUUUUAGCUAACUGUAGCCGGAAGA
Messenger RNA from Symsagittifera roscoffensis, 3490 nucleotides. RefSeq names its product putative ammonium transporter 1. Gene Ontology annotation, cellular component: plasma membrane. The coding region runs from base 406 to 1968 and encodes 520 amino acids. Gene Ontology annotation, molecular function: ammonium channel activity. The transcript has 2 exons. The record is from RefSeq and is a predicted model, not a curated record. Gene Ontology annotation, biological process: ammonium homeostasis; ammonium transmembrane transport. Lineage: Eukaryota; Metazoa; Xenacoelomorpha; Acoela; Convolutidae.